This is a messenger RNA of Triticum aestivum (bread wheat), 1380 nucleotides long. Its product is annotated as putative serpin-Z8. The record is from RefSeq and is a predicted model, not a curated record. NCBI's taxonomy places the organism in Eukaryota, Viridiplantae, Streptophyta, Magnoliopsida, Poales, Poaceae. The transcript has 3 exons. Gene Ontology annotation, molecular function: serine-type endopeptidase inhibitor activity. The coding region runs from base 1 to 1380 and encodes 459 amino acids.
AUGAGAAUACAACGAUCACGCAUUGGUUCAACUCUGCAAUACAAAUACCCCAGAACCUUAGCAAAAACUCGUGACACCAACGGAAGCAAAAUAAUCAGAUCCGUCAGCGAUUCUAAACCCUCGAUCGAUUCGAUACGAUACGAUAGAUACGAUGGACUUCCGAGGAGCCGAGCCGACGAGGAGGCAUCAUCGGCAGCCAGACGGCGGCGUAGUCUCCGGUGCCCAAGGGCUGGCGGCGCUAUCCGCCAGCCUCGCGCGGGCCCUGGCCGACAAGCACGCAAACAGCAACCUGGUCUUCUCGCCGCUGUCCAUCUACACCGCGCUCGCGCUCGUGGCCGCCGGCGCCCGCGGCGCCACCCUGACGAGAUCCUCCGCGUCCUCGGCGUGCCAUCCCGCGGCGAGCUCGACGCGUUCGUCGCGCGCGCGGCGGGGACCGCGCUGCAGGACCAGUCGGGCUCCGGCGGCCCGGGCGUGGCGUUCGCGUGCGGCGUCUGGAGCGACAUGGCGUGCCCGCUGAAGCCCGGGUUCCGCUGGGCCGUCGUCGACGGCGCGUACGGUGCCGAGGCCUCCACCGUCAACUUCCGCGGCGACCCCGAGGGGUCGCGCCAGCUGAUCAACGCGUGGGCGGCGCGCGCCACCAACAACCUGAUCGAGUCCGUGCUCGGCUGGAACUCGGUGAACGAGAACACGCGCGUCGUGCUCGGCAACGCCAUCUACUUCAAGGGCAAGUGGGAUCAGCCCUUCCACAAGAGCGACACCGCCGACGCGUCGUUCCGCCGGGCCGGCGGCGCCGGCGCCGUCGACGUGCCCUUCAUGCAGAGCAGGAAGAGGCAGUUCGUGGCUGUGCACGAGGGGUUCAAGGUGCUCAAGCUCGAGUACAAGAUGGGGGAAUUCUCCAUGUGCAUCUUCCUCCCGGACGCCGACGACGGCCUGCGCAGCCUGCUCGACGCGAUUGCUUCCCGGCGGGGAUUCUUGCACGAGCACCUGCCUGCUCACAAGGUGGACGUCGGUGAGUUCAAGGUGCCCAGGUUCAAGCUCUCCUUCCACGACAGCGUCGUCGGCGUCCUCAACAAGCUGGGCCUCCGCCUGCCGUUCAGCGAGGCGGCCGACCUGUCCGACAUGACGGAGGACGACCGCUCCGGCCUCCCGCUGAUCCUUAGCGAGGUCGUCCACAUAGCGGUCAUCGAGGUGAACGAGGAGGGCACCAGGGCCGCGGCCGCCACCAUGUGUCUUAUGGAGGAGGGGUGCGCUGCCAGGCCGAGGCAACCGCCACCGGUGGUGGAUUUUGUCUCCGAUCAUCCGUUUGCCUACUUCAUUGUGGACGAGGGGACCGGCGCCGUCGUCUUCGCCGGCCAUGUCCUCGAUCCCUCGACACAAUAG